UGCAUGCGUGUGUGUGCGCGUGCGUGUGGAGAAACGAGAGCGGUUAGUAGUCGUGCACUGUUCCUGGCUUCACGCGCUCUCGGUUCCACCGCGGCUGCGGCGAAGCGUCUCGCGUGGCUCGGAGUUCGGAACUACAAGCCCUUUAAGUGGACAGUGUGAGUGUGAGUGUGUCUUACCGCAGAGACAGAGAGAUGAGUUGGGGAACGGAUCUUUGGGACCAGUUCGAGAACCUCGACAAGCACACGCAGUGGGGCAUCGACUUCCUGGAGCGCUAUGCAAAGUUCGUGAAGGAAAGGCUGGAGAUUGAGCAAAACUAUGCAAAACAGUUGCGGAGCCUGGUGAAGAAGUACUGCCCUAAGCGCUCCAAAGAUGAUGAGCCCAGGUUUACGUCAUGCCUGUCGUUCUACUCCAUCUUGAACGAGCUGAAUGACUACGCGGGUCAGCGAGAGGUCGUUGCCGAGGAGAUGGGCCACAGGGUGUACGGUGAGCUGCUGAGGUACUCGCAGGACCUGAAAGCCGAGAGGAAACACCACCUCCAGGAGGGACGGAAGGCGCAGCAGUAUUUGGAGCAGUGCUGGAAGCAGAUGGACAAUAGCAAGAAGAAGUUUGAGCGGGAGUGCAAAGAAGCGGAGAAAUCCCAGAUACUCUUUGAGAGGUUAGACAAUGACAUCAAUGCCACAAAGUCGGAAGUGGAAAAGGCCAAGUCCCAGCUAUAUAUGCGAACCCACAUGGCAGAUGAGAGUAAGAAUGAGUACGCAGCUCAACUGCAGAACUUCAACGCAGAACAGUGGAAGCACUUCAAUGUGGCCAUCCCACAGAUCUUCAAGAGUCUACAGGACAUGGACGAGCGCCGGACGGUGAAACUGGGAGAGACGUACCGGAGCUUUGCCGAGGUGGAACGGAAAGUCAUCCCGAUCAUUUCCAAGUGCUUAGAGGGCAUGGUGACCGCCGCCAAAAAUGUUGACGAGCGCAAGGACUCAUCAAUUGUGGUUGAAUCAUUUAAGUCUGGGUUCGAUCCACCGACAGACUUCCCCUUCGAGGACUUUAGUCAGAACAUCCAGCGCACAGGGUCAGAUGGCACCAUCAGCACUCCCAAAACCGACCCGGGCAAACCUGACCCCAAACACUCAAUGGGAAAAGCCAAGAACAAACUCUGGUUGUUUGGGAAAAAGCCCAAGGCUCCAAACCUCGAGGAUCUCAGCCACCUGCCUCCAGAACAGAGACGCAAGAAACUUCAACAAAGGAUUGACGAGCUCAGCAGAGAGCUGCAGAAAGAAAUGGACCAAAGAGAUGCAUUAAAUAAAAUGAAGGAUGUCUAUGAGAAGAAUCCUCAGAUGGGUGACCCGGGGAGUCUCCAGCCCAAGAUCUCCGAGACCAUAUGCAACAUGGAGAAGCUGCGCUCCGAGAUACACAAAAAUGAGACAUGGCUGGCAGAAGUGGAGGGGAAACAGAGCUCCCGUAGUGAACGGCGACCCAGUUCAGAUGUGAAUCACCACGCACCUCAUGGCAGAGAAAGUCCUGAAGGGAGCUACACCGAUGAUCCCAACCAGGAGCACCGGGCCCCCCCUCAACCGGACCAGCAUGAGUUUGACGAUGAAUUUGAAGAUGAUGAUCCCCUCCCUGCGAUUGGGCACUGCAAAGCACUCUACUCUUUUGACGGCUCUAACGAGGGCACAUUAGUGAUGAAGGAGGAUGACGUGAUGUACGUCAUCGAGCAGGAUAAGGGCGACGGAUGGACGCGGGUCCGUAAGCAGAGCGGCGAGGAGGGUUACGUGCCCACGUCCUACGUCGAGAUCACGAUGGAGAAGCACAGCAAAGGUGCGGUCACCUACAUUUGAGCUCAUCUGAAGCAUGGUCGCCCAGCCAUGCAUGUCAUGUUGACUCUCAGCAUUGGCAGCAUCGCAGCCUGCAUCAUACCCUGUUCACUGUGUGAGCCCAUGGACAAAACCAUAAACGCACACACAGACACACACACUCACACACAGACACACACAUACACUGGGUAAAAAGACCCUGACUAUGUUUACUUCAGAGGCAGGUUACUUUCCUAUUCACAUUUCAGAUUUUAUUCGCUUUUUUGUAGCGUCUUUGUUCCUUGGAUUAUAGCUUUAUCUGUCAUUUUGAAGUGGCCUUUUUAUGUCAGCAGUGCGGUAGGAUAAAAAGAUUUCAUUCUUAACAAACAAUACCUUAUUCUCAGUUACUGAAAGGGACUCGUGAAGCCCGUUCCUGUAAGUCCAAAUCAUUGGAAGUAAAAUUGUACAUGUCGAGUACACAAACUUGGAGCUUUUUUAUAGGCUGUUUAACCUACACCAGCUUUCUGGCUAUGACUUCUCAGGCCUAUCCUGUGAUUUCCAGGCAAAAUUUUUAUCUAUUUCACAUUUAUGUGCUGCAUCACUAAUCCUCAGAUCAUUAUAUGAUACUGUACAUCUCAGGACCUGCACUGUGUGUGUGUGUGUUCAUCUCCACAUGGGCCCUCAGUCCUCUCUAGCUACAGUAUGUUGUGUGAGUGACGGUGCUCUCUUUCCUCUCUCUGUGGCUACAGGUUCCUGAGUGGAUGAGUGGGGGCUCUGUGGUGUUGGUGGAAGGGACACGCUGCUCUGGGUCUGUUAGUAGGUAGUGCAAGGGGUUUCGGCUGAAAGAAACAGGAAGAGAGAGAGCAAGCAGAUUGCAUGUUUGCAUGCUGACUCUCAUUUUCCAUUAACAUCAUUUCGAUUCAGCAGAAGCUUGUGACGUAGAUUGGGAGGGGUGUAGAAAAGGGAAGAGGAAUAGCGUGGGGGGGGGGGAUGUUAAGUGAGGAAUCAGCUGCAUGGUGUAGAAUGAGUAGAAGGCCAAAGAGCUGAUCUAACCUGACGCAUUUAUCCUAGACUGUGCCUGACCCUAACAUAACUCCUUGUUGCACUCCAUCCGAGCGCUGUCAUGGGAAUGUUUUCCUGUGCCAUCCCUCUUGCUUGCCUUAACAUGCAUGACGUGAACAUGUCACUCCCUCUCACGGGGCUGCCCUGUCAGCAGUACCUGAUGAUCACAUAUAACCACUUCUAAUCCUUCAUUACCCUAUUUCUGUAAUGCCUUGUUUUAUACCAUCAUUGCAUAUUUCUUUUCUCCAUUUUGACUGCAUCCACCCAGAAUAACACAUCCAUCAUAAAAGUAUAGCACGAAUGAACCAGAGUAUGCACAAGACUGGACCACAGCAGCCCUAUCACCGAUAACCAACAUAAUUAAGACUAACUGCCAGUUCUCCCGAUGUGUGCUGCGGAUACCACAAAAUACCACCUGGGACCAACAGAGGGUGACACGUCGUCGUACAAAACGGACCGAAAGCCUGGAUCUGUUAGAAAUGCAGUGCAGUGAACACUCCAACCAUCCUUUCAGCCAAUCCUAACACCUUUUUAUUCUCUUCCAGCUUUUAAUAUCAUGCUCGAAGAACUCCGAUAAGCGUCCUCAUUAUCCGAAAGCGCCUGCGUUAUCUUUGUGUGCGUAUGUUUGUGAACGUGUCAUGCAUAUAUUGAAACUAUGUGUAUGCAUAUGUAUAUACCUAGUUAGGUUUUAUUACUGAUUUCUAAGUAUUAACAACUUUUAAUUUCAUAAUGAAUGUGUUUUUACCAUGUCUUUUUAUAGGGUUUUUUAAUCGUACGAAUGAUUUUCACCUCUUUGACUCUCUACGUGCUGUUUUCUGUUUGUAAUCAGUGCUUUUUUCAUGUCUGAACACUAUUCUGCAUAGGACUCUGGUCUUAACCAAUGCACUUUUCCUCCCCCGAUUUCAUUUAAAUUUAAAUUGAGUGAAUGAAUGAAUGAAUGAGUGAUGUUGGCUCUGACUGCUACUUUUUUUGUAUAAAUAUAUUGUACAGUAAGACAACAGUGACCACUAUCUCCUGGGGUAUUUGAUCAAGAGCAAACAGGAAAUAAAUGCUAAAGUCCCUUUG
Molecule: messenger RNA, 3920 nt
Organism: Clarias gariepinus (North African catfish)
Lineage: Eukaryota; Metazoa; Chordata; Actinopteri; Siluriformes; Clariidae
Gene: fnbp1l
Product: formin binding protein 1-like
Exons: 14
Coding region: 192-1838 (548 amino acids)
Biological process (GO): signal transduction
Molecular function (GO): protein binding
Source: RefSeq, a predicted model, not a curated record